This is a messenger RNA of Blastocystis hominis, 264 nucleotides long. RefSeq lists its product as hypothetical. The transcript has a single exon. The record is from RefSeq and is a predicted model, not a curated record. Gene Ontology annotation, biological process: ATP synthesis coupled electron transport. Gene Ontology annotation, molecular function: NADH dehydrogenase (ubiquinone) activity. NCBI's taxonomy places the organism in Eukaryota, Bigyra, Opalinata, Blastocystidae. Bases 1 to 264 code for a protein of 87 amino acids.
AUGAUUAGUUUUUUUGGUUUAAUUUUUAAUAAAAAAAGUAUUUUAAUUAUUUUGAUUGCAAUUGAAUUAAUGUUAUUAUCUGUAAAUAUUAUGUUUAUUGUAUUCUCUAUAUAUUUAGAUGAUAUUAUAGGUCAAAUUUUUACUAUAUUUAUUUUAACAAUUGCAGCUGCUGAAACUUCUAUAGGUUUAUCUUUAUUAUUAGUUUCUUAUAGAGUUAGAGGUAAUAUUUUAAUUGAUAACUUUAAUUUAUUAUAUAUGUACUAA